Labrus mixtus (cuckoo wrasse) is the source of this 1336-nucleotide messenger RNA. RefSeq names its product growth/differentiation factor 8-like. Bases 110 to 1189 code for a protein of 359 amino acids. Gene Ontology annotation, biological process: SMAD protein signal transduction. NCBI's taxonomy places the organism in Eukaryota, Metazoa, Chordata, Actinopteri, Labriformes, Labridae. Gene Ontology annotation, cellular component: extracellular region. The record is from RefSeq and is a predicted model, not a curated record. Gene Ontology annotation, molecular function: growth factor activity; cytokine activity. The transcript has 3 exons.
AUCUGAUUAAAAAAAGAUCCUUCUAGCAGCCAAUCAUAAAGUUCCGAGUUUUUCGGGGACAUGCUUAUAUUAGCCAGCGUCACUGCCCUGACUUCUUCUUCUCUCCAGGAUGCUCCUCUUCUUGAGCCUGGCCGUCUUCUUCUCUGCGGGCUUUUCCAUGGAGAUGAACCAGACCUCCAGGCUGCUGGUGGAGAGCGGAGAGCAGUGCUCGGCCUGCGACUUCCGGGAACACAGCAAGCAAAUGAGGCUUCACAACAUCAAGUCCCAGAUCCUCAGCAUCCUGCGGCUCGAACAGGCUCCAAACAUAAGCCGGGACAUGAUCCGUCAGCUGCUGCCCAAAGCGCCUCCUCUGACGCAGCUCCUGGACCAGUACAACCCGCGGGUGGAGGACGAAGAACACGCCACGACGGAGACCAUCAUCACCAUGGCCACUACUCCUAAUCCGAUCACCCAGGACGAGAUGUCCUCCUGCUGCCUCUUCAGCCUCAGUCCAAAGAUCCAACCCAAAAACAUCCUGCGCGCUCAGCUGUGGGUUCACCUGCGGCCGGCCGACAUAGUUACCACUGUCUUCCUGCAGAUCUCACGUCUAAAACCAGGAAAGGAAGGGAACAGCACCCGAGUGAGAGUCCGAUCCCUGAAGAUAGACACUGAUGCUGGUGCAGGCUCCUGGCAGAGCAUUGACAUCAAGUCCCUUCUGCAGGCGUGGCUGCGUCAACCAGCGACCAACUAUGGCAUUGAGAUCAAUGCCUACGACUCCAAAGGAGAAGACCAUGCUGUCACCUCAGUGAAGCCUGGAGAGGAAGGCCUGCAACCGUUCAUUGAGGUGAAGAUCCUCGACACUCCAAAGAGAUCCCGCCGCGACUCAGGCCUCAACUGUGACGAGGAGUCUGCAGAGACCCGCUGCUGCCGCUAUCCACUCACCGUCGACUUUGAAGAGUUCGGCUGGGACUGGAUCAUCGCACCAAAACGCUACCGGGCCAACUAUUGCUCAGGAGAGUGUGAAUUCAUGCACCUGCAGCAGUACCCACAUGCUCACCUGGUGAACAAGGCCAACCCACGGGGCACUGCAGGGCCCUGCUGCACACCCACCAAAAUGUCGCCCAUCAAUAUGUUGUAUUUUAACCACAAAGAGCAGAUAAUCUAUGGAAAGCUCCCAUCCAUGGUGGUCGACCACUGUGGCUGUUCUUGAGGAGACCCUGGUGUCUGCAUGACAUAGGCUAAAUUUAGAAGCUUUGUUUUCAGUGAAAGGGAUGCAAAAUAUUUUGUCUCAAGUCUAAACUAAGACCCAGUAGCAUCCCAUUUAGAAAGGGGCACAAGGAUUACUUCCAAGGACAGG